Daldinia decipiens is the source of this 1647-nucleotide messenger RNA. RefSeq lists its product as uncharacterized. The coding region runs from base 433 to 1497 and encodes 354 amino acids. The transcript has a single exon. The record is from RefSeq and is a predicted model, not a curated record. Lineage: Eukaryota; Fungi; Ascomycota; Sordariomycetes; Xylariales; Hypoxylaceae.
AUAAAUUGUAAAUUAUACCCCAAAUAGUAAUUCUUGGAUAUAUUUAAACUUAUUGCAUUAGGCAGUUUGCUUUGCUUGUAACUAGGUCAACUAAUUGUUGUUUCUUUUCAUCUUUUUCGUUUCCGUAUUAUUUCCAGCUCGGGCUAUGUAUGUACUUGUGCCAGAUCGAAACAUGGGCCCCUUGAAACGAUUAUCCUAGUUAUUACCUACAUUGCGCUUUUCUUUUCUUCCAACAUAUGCCGUAGCUAUUGAAACAUAACAUAACAUAACAUUCUUAUCAAUAUAUUAAUAUUAAGUUCAUCUCAUUACUAGCGUUCACGCGGGACUAGAGGAAUACUUCACUACAAUUCACGUUCAUUGAACAGGUAGUUCAGGUAUCUUACCUUCGUUUCUUUACAAGUUCACUUAUUACCUAAUUACGCCAAAACCUCAAUGUCAUCGUCGUCGUCGUCGUCAACCGCGCCAGGACCCCUCGUCCGCCUAUGGGGUCUCCGCGCCGAGCAACUCCCCGCGGCUACCGCGUCGCCUGACGAGCUGGCGCCCUUCCUCUUGGCGAUCCUGCGGGAAGCCGUCCCGUUCAUCGACUCGGCGGCGCCGAAGGCGGCAAACGGCGCUGCGGACCCCAGGGUCUGGAAGGCGAAGGGGAGCCACGCGCAUGCGGACUCGGCGGCGAAAGUCGACGUCUUGGAACGCGUGGUCCCGGCUGCUGAGCUGGAGAAGGUGGGGGGGAGUACGGAGAAGGUGGGGGGGAGUACGGAGAAGGUGGGGGGGAGUACGGAGAAGGUGGGGGGGAGUACGGAGAAGGUGGGGGGGAGUACGGAGAAGGGGAAGGGGAAGGGGAGGGGGGGAGUUAGGCCGGAAACUUGGUGCUGCCGCCGCAGCGUCCACGAGGAUAGGCCGGAGAGGGGAACGGCGUGCUGGGGGGAAUUCGUGCGCAGCUUCCGCGACGAGCAUGCCGAGUCGGAGCGCGCGUUCACGCCGGCGUGCGUGGAUGCGCAUCAGGCUUUGGCGUGGGACUGCGGAGGCGCGGAGGCUAGGGAGGGAGGGCAGACGUGGAGACGGUUCGGGCUGAUUGUGGAGGAGAUGCGGCAUCGCAUCGGGAAGCCGGUGUUGAAGGAUCGGACGUUUCCCGUGCUGCAGAUGACUGCUGCAACUGCUAGUUCUACCACCACCUCUUCCUCAGAAGGAGAAGAAGAAGAAGAUGAUGAUGAUGAGUUUCUAGUGGUAAGCAUUCCCAUACCGGAUUUUGGGACGUCGGAGGCGAGUAAACUGGCGAGGGAAAAGGGGGCGCAGAUUGCUAGUUAUGUGAGCGUGGAGAGGAUCCGGAGGAUAGCGGAUGGGGAUGGGGGUAAGAGGGUGGAGUGGCUGAUGGCGACGGCGAGUGAUGCGGGAGGCGUGCUGCCGGCUUGGGUGCAGAAUGUGGCGGCGCCGGGGGUCAUUUGGAAGGAUGUGCCGCUGUUUUUGGGGUGGAUUGGUAGGGAGAGGGUGAAGAGGUAGUAGUAGGGAUGAUGGGGAUGGAAGUAUUAUGUAUGACACAGCGGCUUAUAUCAUUGGCGGAGGGUGUUGAAUAUUAUUAUGUUAAUAUGAUUAUGGUUGAAGGAAGAAAUGCUUGUACAAAGAAGGAUACUAUCUAGGUUAGGUACAUAG